CCCAAACAGAAAAACCUUCAGCCAUUGCGCGCGCGCCUCCCAGGGGUGCAGCCUUUCUCUUUGCUUUUUGCAUAGACUCACGGGCAAUUAAAUACAAAAAGAGGCAAGCCUCAGAAGCUUUCCUUCCCCCACCCCCCCUCCCUCUUGCCCUCGGUGUGUAACACAGCCAGGUGUGGGGUAGAGUGGUUGCACUGCCUUUUGCACCAGUACGGCGAGGAGGGGGGUGGAUUUUCUUCACCUUUUUCUCUUUGUCAAAGGGCUUGGCAUCGGUUUUUCUUUUCGCUACUUCCUCGCCGCCUCACCACUUCCCAGCCCCCCUUCUCCCCCUUCCCACCUAUCGUCAUGACGGCGUCUCCUGAUUACUUGGUGGUGCUUUUUGGGAUCACUGCCGGGGCCACAGGAGCCAAGUUGGGUUCGGACGAGAAGGAACUGAUCCUCCUACUGUGGAAAGUGGUGGAUCUGGCCAACAAGAAGGUGGGACAGUUGCACGAAGUACUAGUUAAACCGGAUCACUUGGAACUGACUGAAGACUGCAAAGAAGAAACCAAGAUCGACACAGAAAGCCUGUCCUCAGCCCCGCAGCUGGAGCAAGCCCUCCGACAGUUCAAUCAAUCUGUCAGCAACGAAUUGAAUAUUGGGGUAGGGACUUCCUUCUGUCUUUGUACUGAUGGCCAGCUUCAUGUCAGGCAAAUUUUGCACCCUGAAGCUUCCAAAAAGAAUGUAUUAUUGCCUGAAUGCUUCUACUCAUUUUUUGAUCUCCGGAAAGAAUUCAAGAAGUGUUGCCCUGGUUCACCUGAUAUUGACAAAUUGGAUGUUGCAGCAAUGACAGAUUGUUUACAUCUUGAGAAGGGUGUUUCAAUAUCCCGAUAUGGAGCCUCUGAAGUUGAAGAUAUGGGGAAUGUUAUUCUGACAAUGAUUUCAGAACCAUACAAUCACAGGUUUUCAGAUCCAGAGAGAGUGAAUUACAAAUUUGAAAGUGGAACUUGUAGCAAGAUGGAACUGGUGGAUGAUAACACCAUAGUCAGGGCCAGAGGCUUGCCAUGGCAAUCAUCAGACCAAGAUAUUGCAAGAUUUUUCAAAGGCCUUAACAUUGCCAAAGGAGGUGCUGCACUUUGUCUGAAUGCCCAGGGUCGAAGGAAUGGAGAAGCAUUGGUCAGGUUUGUGAGUGAAGAGCACAGAGAUCUUGCACUGCAGAGACACAAACAUCACAUGGGGAAUAGGUACAUUGAGGUUUACAAAGCAACAGGUGAAGAUUUCCUUAAAAUUGCUGGUGGUACUUCCAAUGAAGUAGCCCAGUUCUUGUCCAAAGAGAAUCAGGUCAUUGUGCGCAUGCGAGGACUUCCUUUCACUGCCACAGCAGAAGAAGUAUUGGCUUUCUUUGGACAGCAUUGCCCUAUCACAGGGGGGAAGGAAGGCAUUCUAUUUGUCACAUAUCCUGAUGGUAGGCCAACUGGGGAUGCUUUUGUCCUAUUUGCUUGUGAGGAAUAUGCACAGAAUGCACUGAGGAAACACAAAGACUUGCUGGGUAAAAGAUAUAUUGAACUCUUCAGGAGCACUGCAGCUGAAGUUCAGCAGGUGCUGAAUCGGUUUUCUUCUACACCUCUCAUUCCACUCCCAACUCCCCCUAUCAUUCCUGUACUACCUCAACAAUUUGUGACCCCCACCAAUGUCAGAGACUGCAUACGUUUAAGAGGACUUCCUUAUGCUGCCACUAUUGAGGACAUAUUGGAAUUUUUGGGAGAAUUUUCCAGUGCUAUUCAAACCCAUGGAGUUCAUAUGGUAUUAAAUCAUCAGGGUCGCCCAUCAGGAGAUGCCUUUAUCCAGAUGAAAUCUGCAGACAGAGCAUUUAUGGCUGCACAAAAAUGUCAUAAAAAGACUAUGAAGGACAGAUAUGUUGAAGUCUUUCAGUGUUCAGCUGAGGAGAUGAACUUUGUGUUAAUGGGGGGCACUUUAAAUCGAAAUGGCUUAUCCCCACCGCCAUGUAAGUUACCAUGUUUAUCUCCUCCUUCCUACACGUUUCCAGCCCCUGCAGCAGUGAUCCCAACGGAAGCUGCACUUUAUCAGCCUUCUGUCCUUCUGAGUCCCCGGACACUACAGCCCUCCACAGCCUACUAUCCAGCUGGCACACAGCUUUUCAUGAACUACACAGCAUACUAUCCCAGUAUGCAGCAGAGAAUGGAGUUGUACACACAAAUGACCAGGCAAGGAUACUGCCCAAAGAAUGGGUUUGUAUUUAAGGGCCCCAGCAGUUAGACCAUCCUCAGAAAAGAAGUGUUUGAGAGAUUUAAGGUGGACCUGAAACCCUCAGAAACCAGAGAACUCUUGGAAACUUCAGAGAGAGUUUUACAUUCAGGCUGCAGUAUUCUCAGCAACACAUUUUGACAAGGACCAGGGGCCCUACUUUUUGGUGGAGUAAAAACUUGAGCCAACAAAGCCAAAUCUUAUAGAUGUUAUUGCCUUUGCAAGCAGCAUAUAGCACUCCUGGCUCUGUGCUAAUCACAGAUAGACAUUUAAAAUGUGAAUUUGAUAUCCAAGGUCCUUAUUCCCUUUUAGUCAGAGAUUUACAUCCUGUGGCAUCUCAAGCAUUGCCCAUAUGGAAUUCUUAGGAUCUUAACAGCAAAAAGAGAAAUAAAACAUAAUCUACUAUCUCCAAGAAUCAGUAAUGAUUUGGAGGUCUUAUUUAAUUUUUUGUUUUUUUCUAGUCUUCUCUAAGAACCAUCUCACCUCAUCCCUUCUACUAAGCAAAUUAUGAACAGAGAAAAGCAUAACUUGAAUUUUUCCUGACUUCUUUGCCACAAUGCCUUAUAAUCCAAACAUUGAAAUGAUUCCUUUCUUCUUUCCCAGCCCCACCCCUCCCCACUUCCUAAGACUUUGGUCUUAGGGAAUAUAUGGAGGAACACUUAAGAAAGCAUAACAAUAAAAAGGUGUAGCUUCUUUGAAAAAAAAAAAAAA
This is a messenger RNA of Sarcophilus harrisii (Tasmanian devil), 2952 nucleotides long. It is a transcript of the gene ESRP1, whose product is annotated as epithelial splicing regulatory protein 1. The transcript is spliced from 15 exons. The record is from RefSeq and is a predicted model, not a curated record. NCBI's taxonomy places the organism in Eukaryota, Metazoa, Chordata, Mammalia, Dasyuromorphia, Dasyuridae. Gene Ontology annotation, cellular component: ribonucleoprotein complex. The coding region runs from base 343 to 2253 and encodes 636 amino acids. Gene Ontology annotation, molecular function: RNA binding.